GUUAUAAAAUAAAUCUAGGGUUUCUAUACCAUCCCCCCCUUUACUCACACAAAAAACACACUUUUGCAGCAGCAGCAGCUCCCUAGACUUAAAUCUCUUCAGAAAACAAAGUGCAAACAUGGCUGCUGCACCAUACUCUGCCGUGAAGCCAGGAAAGAUGGGACUUGAAGAGACCCAAGAACAGGUUCACAAGAUAAGAAUCACACUCUCUUCCAAGAAUGUUACGAAUCUUGAGAAAGUGUGUGCGGAUUUGAUCCGUGGAUCCAAGGACAAGAAACUGAGAGUUAAGGGACCUGUAAGGAUGCCAACUAAAGUUCUCAAGAUCACUACCAGGAAAUCCCCCUGUGGUGAAGGAACAAACACAUGGGAUAGGUUCGAGCUUCGUGUCCACAAGCGUGUUAUUGACCUUUUCAGCUCACCAGAUGUCGUGAAGCAAAUCACCUCCAUCACCAUUGAACCAGGUGUUGAGGUUGAGGUUACAAUUGCCGAUCCUUAGAUGCAUUGGUUUUACUUGUAUUUUACUGUUUGUUUUAUGUCUGGCGAGUCUUUUGAGAUAGUAUUUUAUGUAGGACUUCUGCAGUUACAAUUUUUGAAGUGAUAUAUUUGACUGCAAUGGUAGACUGGUAUUUGCUAUGUCACUACUUUAUGUUUAUCUAGCUCUUGAAUGAUUCUAGACCAAACAAAAUUUGGUCAUAAUAUUGGUUUCUCUUGAA
Molecule: messenger RNA, 713 nt
Organism: Erigeron canadensis
Lineage: Eukaryota; Viridiplantae; Streptophyta; Magnoliopsida; Asterales; Asteraceae
Product: 40S ribosomal protein S20-1-like
Exons: 4
Coding region: 119-496 (125 amino acids)
Biological process (GO): translation
Cellular component (GO): cytosolic small ribosomal subunit; ribosome
Molecular function (GO): structural constituent of ribosome
Source: RefSeq, a predicted model, not a curated record